This is a messenger RNA of Diabrotica virgifera virgifera (western corn rootworm), 1870 nucleotides long. It is a transcript of the gene rngo, whose product is annotated as protein DDI1 homolog 2. Gene Ontology annotation, molecular function: protein binding; aspartic-type endopeptidase activity. The transcript is spliced from 5 exons. Bases 389 to 1705 code for a protein of 438 amino acids. Gene Ontology annotation, biological process: proteolysis. The record is from RefSeq and is a predicted model, not a curated record. NCBI's taxonomy places the organism in Eukaryota, Metazoa, Arthropoda, Insecta, Coleoptera, Chrysomelidae.
GUGACGGUAGAGUACGGGUACGGUACGGGUUGUACGUGGGGUUAAGGGUUAAUAACCUUGCAUUUUGGUUAAUUUCAAAUUUCAUUUUCAUUUAUUUUGAGAUACUUUCCAACAAAGAACAGAGAAAGGGACAAUAUUUGUAUACAAGUCUAUUUUUGUUCUUACAUAUCUGCAAGUCAUUCCUCCUUUUUGUUGAUGAACAAAGCGUUUUUUAGUGUAUAGCUGUCAUUGCUAGUGAUUGCUAGCAUAUAUUUUGGACCAACAUCCAAGUUUUAAGUGUUUCCAGAAAAUGUAUAAUAAUAUAUAAAAACAACACAUAUUAGUUAAAUUAUCGUAAUAUAAAUACACAGUUCUGAUUUGCUCGCGGUGUUCAAAUAGUAGAUUAAACAUGAAGGUAACAGUAACAACCUUAACAGAUUUCAUAUUUGUGUUAGAUGUUUCUGAAGAUCUGGAACUAGAAAACUUUAAAGCAUUUUGCGAAAUUGAAUCUGGAUUUCCAGCCUCUGAAAUUGCAAUAGCCUUUAAUGGAAUGCCCCUAAUGGACAAUAAGAAGUCCCUUAAAGAUUUUGGCAUUAAUGAUGGGGAUGCUGUUAUUCUACAACAUAUCCAAAGCGAGUCACAAAUGGACCAGUCAGGUAAUCUAGAUUUUAGCAACAUAGAAGUUCCAAAUACAACCAACAACACGAGAAACCGCCAAGUAGAAGAUGACCCUGUGCUUAUCAGGGAAAUGUUUCUCGCCAACCCUGAUCAACUUGCCCUCUUGAAACAGAAUAAUCCAAGAUUAGCUGAUGCUCUUCUUAGUGGGGAUAUAGACAAUUUUGCAAGUGUUCUAAGAGAACAAGUAAAGGCAAGACAGGACCGUGAGGAACAAAGACUGAGAAUGUUAAAUGCAGAUCCUUUCGACACAGAGACUCAGCGUCUGAUCGCCGAGGAAAUUAGACAAAAGAACAUCGAAGCUAAUAUGGAGGCAGCGAUGGAAUACAAUCCGGAGUCUUUUGGCACCGUUGCGAUGCUAUACAUUAACUGUAAAGUAAAUGGAUAUCCAGUUAAGGCAUUUAUCGAUUCAGGCGCACAAACCACGAUUAUGUCUAGUCGUUGUGCAGAAAGGUGCAAUCUAAUGCGUUUAGUUGAUACUCGAUGGGCAGGUAUAGCUAAGGGAGUCGGCGUUCAAAAAAUUAUGGGCAGAAUCCACAUGGUACAAAUCCAAAUAGAAAACGUAUUUUUAACAACUAGCUUCUCGGUGUUGCCAGACCAACCUAUGGACAUGCUUCUCGGUUUGGAUAUGCUGAAAAGACACACGUGUUGUAUAGAUCUCAAAACCAAUGUCUUACGAAUUGGUACCACCGGUACUGAAACACCGUUCCUACCCGAAAGUGAAUUGCCUGACUGUGCAAGACUGAGUAGUUUAUCUGAAGAAGAGGUGGCUUUAAGAUCAAAGAAAGAAUUUGAAGAGAAGCAGUUGCAGACCGCUGUAAAAAAUAGCCAACAAGAUUCUUCGCCUUUUGGAGCUUCUACAAGCAAUGCCGCCAGUGCUGCCACUACUCCUACACAAAAUGAAACUUUUUCCAAUUUCACAGAAGCUGAUAUUAGCGAUCUCGUUAGCAUGGGAUUUAGUAGAGAACAAGUGAUAUUUGAACUAAAACGAUUCAAUGGUGAUAAAACUCAAGCUACUGCUGCGCUUUUUGCAAAAUCUUUAAAAUUUUAAUUUCUCGGGGAUCUUUGGUUUGUGUAUAGUGAUAUUAAUUUUAAGUACUGUAGACAUUACAAUACAUACUUGACACUCAAAUUGAUUUUGAGGGAAUCUAAGCGUUUUUAUAAUAUACUAGCAGUAAGUUUAAUAUUUAAUAUUAAAUAAAAUAAGUGUUAUUAA